Molecule: messenger RNA, 3507 nt
Organism: Plectropomus leopardus (leopard coralgrouper)
Lineage: Eukaryota; Metazoa; Chordata; Actinopteri; Perciformes; Serranidae
Gene: vmn2r1
Product: vomeronasal 2, receptor 1
Biological process (GO): G protein-coupled receptor signaling pathway
Cellular component (GO): plasma membrane
Molecular function (GO): olfactory receptor activity; G protein-coupled receptor activity
Source: RefSeq, a predicted model, not a curated record
AUGGAAAUCAGCCGCUUUUUGCUUGGAUUGUGCGCCUUCUUCUACUUUUACAGAUCUCUUUCAGCAGCGUCCACGUGCAAGCUGAAGGCCAAGUUUAACCUGAGCGGCUACAAGGAUGUUGAAAAGAAGAAGGUGGUUGUUGGGGGGAUGUUUCCUGUUCACAAGCGUAUUGCUUCCAGUGAUGGCAACACUUCAAGAGUGCCUGUGUCCUCAGGGUGUGAGGGGUUCAACUUCCGCACCUUCCGCUGGACCCAGACCAUGCUGUUUGCCAUCAACGAAAUUAAUGCGAGGAAUGACCUGCUGCCCGACACCGACCUGGGAUACGUCAUCUAUGACUCUUGCUUCACCAUUUCCAAGGCCGUGGAGGGCACCCUCACCUACCUGACGGGGCAAGACGAGGCUGUACCCAACUACCGCUGCGGGUCAGGGGCCCCUUUGGCUGCUCUGGUGGGCGCUGGAGGCUCCGACCUAUCCAUCGCCACUGCGAGGAUUCUUGGACUUUAUCACUUCCCACAGGUCAGCUAUUCUUCCACCUGCUCCGCCCUGGAGAGCAAGUUCCAGUUCCCCACAUUCCUGAGGACCAUUCCCAACGACAAGCACCAGUCUACAGCUAUUGCCAAGCUCGUGCUACACUUCGGCUGGACUUGGGUGGGCACCAUAGCUGCUGACGAUGAUUACGGAAAGUAUGGCAUCAAAGACUUCAAGGAGCAGGUGGAGGAAGCUGGUGUGUGCAUCUCCUUCUCUGAGACCUUGCCCAAGGUGAGUUCCCCAGAGGACAUCCAGCGAAUUGUCCAAACUGUAGUUGAGGCAACAGCCAAGAUCAUUGUGGUCUUCUCAUCAGAUGUGGACCUCAGUCCUCUUAUCGUUGAGCUGCUGCAGCACAAUGUGACCAAUCGCACAUGGAUCGCCAGCGAAGCCUGGGUCACCUCUGCUCUCAUCAACCAGCCUGGGGUGAGCUCAGUGCUGGGUGGUACUCUGGGCUUUGGGGUAAAAAGAGCCAACAUCCCGGGCCUACAACGUCACCUACUGGAACUGGAUCCCUAUGCUGACCCGCUCACUGAGGAAUUCUGGGAGACGUUGUUUAACUGCACAUUGGACUAUGGUAAAGCGGUGAGGCAGGCCAAACAGAGGGCCACGGAGGUUAACGGCACGCUGUCCAGGGCAGCGAGGGGGGUUCCUGAUGGGCUGUGUACAGGCAGUGAGUCUGUGGUACAGCUCAAUAACACCUACUCUGAUGUUUCCCAGUUACGAAUCACAUACAGUGUGUACAAAGCCGUGUAUGCUGUGGCGAACGCCUUGCAUAACUUGGAGCACUGUGUAGACGGACAGGGGCCAUUCGUCGGGAACAGCUGUGCUGACAUCACCAACUUUGAGCCCUGGCAGCUGAUGUACUAUCUGAAGAAUGUGCGCUUUAGAGUGCCGCACACAAAUGAAGAGAUCUACUUUGAUGACGGGGAUGUAGAGGGCGUCUAUGACAUCAUUAACUGGCAGGUCAGCAGUAAUGGCGAGAUAUCCUACGUCACUGUGGGACACUACAACGGCUCGGCAGCCCCAGAGGACAGGAUGACCAUAAUGAAUGACUCCAUUGUGUGGAACAAUGAAGUGUUGGAGCCUCCUCGGUCAGUUUGCAGUGAAAACUGCCAGCCUGGCACCAGGAAGGGAAUCCGACAGGGAGAGCCGGUCUGCUGCUUUGACUGUAUCCCAUGUGCUGAUGGGGAGAUCAGCAACUCAACCAAUGCCCGCGCAUGUAUCCUGUGCAGUUAUGAAGAAUGGUCCAACGAGGCUCAUGACGCAUGUGUACCAAAAAUCAUCGAGUUCCUGGCCUUUGGAGAGCCGCUGGGGAUCACUCUCAUUGUCAUCUCGGCCUUCGGAGCUCUAGUCACCAUCGCUGUUGGGGUGGUGUUUGUUGUGCACAUCAGGACCCCACUGGUGAAGGCCAAUGAUGCUCUGUUGAGUUUCACGCUGCUCUUCUCGUUGGUGGUGACCUUCCUCUGCUCCAUCGUCUUCCUCGGAGAGCCUCAGCAUUGGAGCUGCAUGACCAGCCAAGUAGCACUGGCUCUGGGCUUUGCUCUCUGCCUUUCCUCUAUCAUGGGUAAGGCAGCAGUGUUGAUGCUGAGAGCUCAGGCUCUGAAAGCGGCCCGUGCCAGAGCAAAAGCAGCUGCAAAAGCUGCAAAGGCAGCAGCUGAAGCAGCAGCCAACAGCGGCAGUCCUGAUGUCAUUGUAACCAACACAAACAACAACAACGACGCUAGUGCCUGUGCUAACCCUGAAGUUGACCGUCUCACCUGUGGCCACCAGAGGGCGAUAGCUGCUGUCGCAACAUUAAUACAGGCUAUAGCAUGUACAGUGUGGCUCAUCAUCCUCCCUCCACACCCUAUCGAAAACACUUCUGCCCAGAAUAUAAAGAUCAUUCUCGAGUGUGAUGAAGGCUCUGUGGUCUUCAUCUGUUGUAUCUUCGCCUAUGACAUCCUGCUGGCUCUGUUGGCCUUCAUCUUUGCCUUCAUAGCACGCAAACUGGAGGACCACUUCAGUGAGGCAAAGAGUGUGACCUUUGGCAUGCUCGUCUUCUUUAUCGUGUGGAUCUCCUUCGUCCCGGCGUAUCUCAGCACACGUGGCAAGUUCAUGGUUGCCGUCCAGAUUUUUGCCAUCCUGGCUUCCAGCUUCGGCCUGCUGACCUGCGUCUUUCUGCCCAAGUGUUACGUUCUUUUGGUCAAACCUGAACGCAACACAGAGGAGAUGAUGAGGCCCCGCGCCAAACCACGUGAUGGAACCUCAACCGGGACCUCGGCCUCACUCGCUACAGCUGCUACUGAGGUCAAUGCUACGAUUGCAUCCACUGCUAUUGAUGAUUAAUGUACAAUACUGAGAACUAAAGCCACAAUACUGAAAUUGUUAAAUAGUGUAGAUGGCAGAUGUGCCACUGCUUCUUUGGGAAACUGGUCCAACUGAUUAGGGUUCCAAGUCGUGUUAUUCAUAUAUAUUUUAAAAUCACCAUGUUUUGAAUAAUUAAUAGUCCAAAUAUUUACAAAAUGUUUAAAUUUACACUGACUGGAUGUUUGUCGAGUACAAUCAAGUACCCUCACGUGUGCGACAGGGUAAUUUCAAAAAGCAAUAUACACCAGGAAAGACAAUUAAAAGUAGAACAGGACAUUUUUUCAACACAUAUAAUCAUAAUUUUAUGAUCACUUUACUUGCUUUACUUACAUUAUGUAUGUGAGUCCUGCUAAAACAUAUUUUAACAAGUUCAGACUGUCAAAAAAGGCAACAUUUUACCUCAUAUAUCGUUCUGCUGCACUUCUAGUUACAAAUCCAUUUUAAAUCCAUUUAUUUUUUAUUUAUUUAUAUAAAUAGACAGGCAUUUAGCUAAUGUUGUGUCCACCAAAAUAUUUGUGUAAACGUUUACACAGUAAACUGAACUUUAAACCAUAUUAAUAGUCUGUCAGUGUGAUACAAACUAGUGUAACUCUGUCAGCAUAAUACACAUCCUAAUAAUAUGGAAAAUGUUAU